AUGGCUACUUCUGAUCAAUCUCCGCCGCACAACGUCUUCGUCUACGGCAGUUUCCAAGAACCAGCCAUCGCCGGUUUGAUCCUCGAAUGCACUCCGGUCAUCGUCUCCGCCAAACUCCACGGCUUUCAUCUGUAUAGACUCAAAGGACGUUUGCAUCCUUGUAUUGCUCCUUCUGAUAAUGGAAUCGUCAAGGGCAAGAUAUUAACUGGGUUAACAGAUGCUCAGCUUGAGAAUUUAGACAUGAUUGAAGGAACUGAAUACGUGAGGAAGACUGUUGAAGUUGUAUUGACUGACACUUCGGAGAAGAAGAAAGUGGAGACAUAUGUAUGGGCCAAAGAGGAUGAUCCUAACAUGUAUGGAGAAUGGGAUUUUGAGGAGUGGAAGCCUCUUCAUAUGGAGGCAUUCUUAGAGGGGUUCAAGCAAUUCAUGGAAUGGAAGAAGAAUCCUGAUGGGAAACCAAUGGCUAAGUUUGAUAAAUAUGUACUCGAAGAUCCUCCUGCUGAGUGA
This is a messenger RNA of Microthlaspi erraticum, 507 nucleotides long. Lineage: Eukaryota; Viridiplantae; Streptophyta; Magnoliopsida; Brassicales; Brassicaceae. The record is from the annotation of a GenBank genome assembly.